Messenger RNA from Hemiscyllium ocellatum (epaulette shark), 770 nucleotides. It is a transcript of the gene mreg, whose product is annotated as melanoregulin. Gene Ontology annotation, biological process: melanosome transport. Gene Ontology annotation, cellular component: melanosome. The transcript is spliced from 6 exons. Bases 1 to 708 code for a protein of 235 amino acids. NCBI's taxonomy places the organism in Eukaryota, Metazoa, Chordata, Chondrichthyes, Orectolobiformes, Hemiscylliidae. The record is from RefSeq and is a predicted model, not a curated record.
AUGGGGGAUAGGAAUAUAUUUUAUCGCAUAUGCUGUUCAUGCUGCGGAGGAGAUGAACCAGAAGAAAAGACUCCAAUCAUCAGUGGCGACACAUUGCUCUACUUUGCCCAGGAGGCUCAGCGCAGGAGAUCAGAACAAGCAAACUUGUGGAGUGAACCCCAUGAUACGUCCCACAUGGAGAGAGAUGAUGACCGGGAACUUUAUAACUUGCUGCAGAAAAGAGCCAAGACACGGAGGGGCUCUCAGGGUUACCGCCGCCUCAGUUUUGACAUUCACGCAGUCCGCCAGGAACGCAGAGAUGUUCUGGGGAAAUGGAAAAUGCUUUUAGAAAACCUGGGUUUUCAUGCAGAGUCUGACAUGCUUUUGAAUGUGACAUCUGCAACCUUAUACAGCAGCAUGCGAAACGCGCCUCAGGCGAAAAAACUGCUGGACGACUUGGCUCAACAAACCUCAAUAUUUGAAAACAAAAUUCCAGCGGAAAGGUACAUCUUUGUUCUGGACAGACUGAUCACACUGGAUGCUGCAGAAGACUUUCUGGCAAAGGCCAAAACUUAUUAUCCUCGAGAUCAGAGCCCUGAGCUGGAGACUGAGGGGGAGGAUUCAGCUGCUGUUCUCAUUAAAAAAUCAAAUGAAAUCAACUUGGUAACCGAUGAGGAACUGGAAGAAAUCGAUGAAGAUGCUCUACUCUCAAGAUCAUUGGAAUUGUGAUCAUAAGUGCACCUCAGAAUUUCUGAUUCAUGUUUUCCAAAGAUUGCAGCAAUAAUUCUUCA